AUGAAGAACAAAAGCGGUCGCCGAAGACGCAAUCAAAAUGCGCACCAAAAAACAACUCGAAACAAAGCCGCUGCUGGCGAUGGGAACGAAGACAUGCUUAGCAAGCUGCCCAACGACCUUUUGCUCAACAUUCUGGAGAGGGUGGACACGCUAGACGCGAUAAGGACCUGUGUCCUAUCCAAGCAAAUGCUGAAGCUCCCCACCAUGUUCUCGCGGUUCUUCCUAAGUGUCAGUUCCGUUCCAGCCUACCAUGACAAAGCUCGUGUGUCCAGCCUCAGCGUCAGCGACAUGCUCCGAACCAACAGUGCUCUGGCUCAUGUAACGGAUAACAUCUUGAGCACAAGGAGCACGGAGGUCGCCAUCUGCAAACUCAAAAUCAGAUUCAUUCUGAUGCAGCGUGACUCCUUAGUCAUUGGCAACUCUGUUGCCCGCGCCAUGGCAACCCAGAAGGUUGAUGCAACCGAGUUUGAGAUUGUGACAGAGAAGGCUUACAAGAUCUGCUCUUCUGAUGAUCUCCUCCAGUACGGGAAGCAAUUCAAUGAUUUUAUCGGUGCUUGUCCGGAUGCAUUUGCCGGCCUUAGGUGCCUCUGGCUGCGCAAUAUGAGGUUUGGUGAACUAGACAUCCCCAACAUCCUGAGCACCUGCAAGCUCUUGGAGUCUUUGCGCUUAACCCAUUGCGACUCAGGGAUCCAUUCCGUGGUGCAAGUAGAGCAUGCUCGACUUAUUGAGCUCGAGGUUGACAAUGGGAAAUUUGAGAGAGUUGAGCUCACAUGUCUGCCAAAACUCGAACAAGUGACCUAUAAUAAUUGGUUCUCUUAUGAAGAUCCCAUGUAUUUUGGUUUUGUGCCACAACUUUCAAAGCUGAGCCUUAUUAAAACUGGCUCCCGUUUGCAAAAGACCCUUGAGUUAAGUCAGUUCCUUGUUAAUGUUCCUUCCAUAAGCGAUCUCCAUCUGGAUUUUAGAAGUGAAAAUAUUUGGGUUAUCCCAGAAAGCCCGGAACUGCUCACCCCUGUGCUCAGCAAACUACAGCUUGUGAAUCUGGAUCAUCUUCCCGAAGGAUGUGAUUUAGCUUGGACAAUGUUUAUUCUUGAAGCUGCACCCUCCCUAAAAGAGCUGUGCAUCACAGUAUGGGAUCGUUGCUGCAUAAUGUUCACAGGCACAGAGUUCCGGAAGGAAAAUGGUUUGUGCGACAAGGCAGACGUGAAGUGGAAGCCAUAUGCCCCUGGUUUCAAGCACAAGAAUCUGGUUAAGCUCGCCAUCUAUGGCUUUCAGCCCGACGACAACUUUGUGCGAUACAUCAGGUGUCUCGCGGAAGCUGCGGUUAAUAUGGCAGAGAUAUCUCUGCAUGACCGGAAGGUGUGGGCGCUGUGGUGACUUGGAUCUUGA
Messenger RNA from Triticum dicoccoides, 1386 nucleotides. RefSeq lists its product as uncharacterized. Lineage: Eukaryota; Viridiplantae; Streptophyta; Magnoliopsida; Poales; Poaceae. Gene Ontology annotation, molecular function: protein binding. The record is from RefSeq and is a predicted model, not a curated record.